AUGGGCGAAUAUGAAGUAUAUACGUAUAUAUCCUCCCUCCCCGCACGCAAUCCUUCCCCAACAACAACAACCCCCCACCAACUCUACAAUCUACUGGCAACAUUGAAUCUCCAAACACACCACCAUGAUCACCCUCCCCACCCCCCUCUCCCAAAUCCCGCGCCACCCACUCCUCUACGCGCACCCUUCCCCCAUCCACCCCCUCCCAGCCCUAACCGGCCUCCUCAACCCCCCCUCCCCUUCCCCAGAACCCCCCACAUAACCCUCCACCUAAAACGCGAAGACCACUCCUCCCCCCUCACCAACUCGGGCAAUAAAUACCGCAAACUCGAAUACCUAAUCCCGGACAUCCUCUCCGCGCAUCCGCAACACGGCGGACUGGCCCCGGGCCCAGCCCACGGCACCGCCUCCCCACCAACCUCCACCUCCCAACCCCCUCAGCGCACAACAACCCUCGUCACCGAAGGCGCCAUCCAAAGCAACCACACGAUCCAAGUCGCGGCGGUCGCGAACCACCUCGGUCUCGAAACCGUGGUGGUCCUGCAUAAAGGUGCGGGGGGCGGGUUAUCCGCGUCAACGGAUAAAGAGGCGUUUUUGAGGACCGGGAAUGUGCAGAUUGCGGGGCUUUUGGGGGCCGAGGUGAGGGUGGUGGAUUCUUCGACGAUUGCGAUUGCGAUUGCGAGUGGGAAAGGGGAGGGGGAAAAGGAAUCCGUGGUGAGCAGGGUGUUGGAGGAGUUACGUGCGAAGGGCAAGAAUCCGUAUUGGAUUCCGUCCGGGGCGAGUUUACAUCCGUUGGGGGGGUUGGGGUAUGCGCGAUGUGCGGUGGAGAUAGCGGCGCAGGAGAGGGGGAGGGACAUUGAGGGCGGACGACGCGUGGAUUAUGUGUUUGUGGCGUGUGGGAGUGGGAGUACGGUUGGGGGCCUGAUUGCGGGGUUUAAGUUGUUGGAGAAGAUGGAGAGGGAGGAAGAAAAGGUGACGCAGCGCCCACCGCGCAAAGUCAUUGGGAUAAUCAUAUCCCCGACGCAGUCGCUUGCGUGUCACCAGGAGAGAGUCCUGGGGUUUGCGCGGCAGGCAGCGGGGCUAAUUGGGCUGGAUCCGCAGAGGGAGGUGAGUAUGGAUGAUGUGAUCUUGGAUGACCGGUUUGCGGGGACGAGGUAUGGAGUAUUGGAUGCGGAGACGAAGGAGGCGUUGACGUUGAUGGCGCGGAAGGAGGCGGUCAUGUUGGACCCGGUGUAUACGGCGAAGGUUUUCCGGGGGAUGAAGCAUUGGGUCCAGGAGGGGGAGCUGGCGAGGGACUGGACCGCGCGGGUCGGGGCGUCGAGUGGCUAUGGCCAUGACCAGGAGCGAGUCAAUGCCCUGUUGAUGCACACGGGAGGACAGUCGGCGCUGAGUGCGUAUGCGGAUGUGGAGUAAAGAUCAAGUUUCGACGAUAAAAAAAAUACCCGAGAUGUGAUGGCAAUAUUAUUAAUAGAGGCGGACUAUAGUUAGAUGAUCGACGGCACGGCAUCGGAUCAUACUCUGUGUGUAGAUCAUGGCGCGCAGUAGUGCGGCUCUAACGGCCCAAGGUCAGUGGAUGAGAGAGUAGUAUGUC
Aspergillus heteromorphus CBS 117.55 is the source of this 1591-nucleotide messenger RNA. RefSeq names its product 1-aminocyclopropane-1-carboxylate deaminase/D-cysteine desulfhydrase. NCBI's taxonomy places the organism in Eukaryota, Fungi, Ascomycota, Eurotiomycetes, Eurotiales, Aspergillaceae. Bases 1 to 1413 code for a protein of 470 amino acids. Gene Ontology annotation, molecular function: D-cysteine desulfhydrase activity. The record is from RefSeq and is a predicted model, not a curated record. The transcript has 2 exons.